UGCAGCAGUGAACUUGAUGAUUGCAAUGCCGGAGCUCACAGACAUCCAGUUUAAUUCUAGAGGUCUUAGUUACAGUGUUAUAGUGCUCAAAGGUACAUUAUAUUACUUUAAAGAAGAAAAACAGAGAAUUAGUUUGCCUUUUCUCUGCAGUGAGGACCCACCAAAUACUUCAAUCUUCGUAGUAAAUGAGAUAUAAAGAUUUGGGUCCUGUGGUAAAUUCUCUGAUCUGACUGGGACUUUCAUUUGCAUCAUUAAUAUAUCAAGGAGAUGUAAAUGUUAAAAACACAUAAAAUGGUCAUUCCAACAUGUCCUCUGUACAAGAUGCUUAACUCAAGUGAUGAACCUUCAAGGAUUUUCCAGUAAAAUAAAAAUGUUCAAAACAUUUCUUAAUAUAACUUGAGGAUGUUUACACUGAGUUUCCUUCACGAUGUCAAAUACAGUGACUGGCAGCAGUUAUUACAGAAUGGCUUUUAAUAAAACAGCUGAGACAUUUUAACAAAAUGAUGGUAAAUUUGAGUUUUGACUCAGCAAAGAACUACAGAGGAGCUGAGUUGCACUUCCGGAAGAUGACCACCUGGGGGCGGUGCUGUGUUAUUCUGUGGACUGAGCGGACUCGAGGUGAUGGAUCCGGUGACAAUGGAUGCAGAUCCCAGCCUGGUUGUGUGAGCGCUGUAAAUCACACACGUAAAUAACAGUGGAAAAAGCUGAAGUCAUGGAUGUCGUCGUAGAGCUGCAGCAGUAGUAGAAGGCCAGCAGGCUGUUUUUGGAGACAAAGCCGGAGUUUUCGUCGCAUCCUGCCGCGUUAUUGUCGGACCAGGCCCGCCCAUACUCCAGAGCAUCUCUAGGAAACCCGGCUACAGCGGACAAUGAACCGCUACAUAUCACAGUGGAGGUGAGCUGCUGUGAAACGAGUUCAGUCAGCCUGAUGCCGUUUACAGCAGAUGAGAUGUGGAUAACGAGAGGCGGCUGAUCCUGAGCAGCUGAACUGUUUCUAACAAUGACCUUCAUUGUAUUAGUGUAUCACCAGCAGCGCCACGGAUUAAAGAUGAAACAAUAAUCAUGGACUUCCCGGGUCAUUUCCAGCACAUUUUCAAGCAACUCAACCACCAGCGCCUCCAGUCUCAGCUGUGUGACUGUGUGGUGGUGGUUGGAGGUCAGAGUUUCCGGGCUCAUCGCUCCAUCCUGGCAGCUUCCAGCUCUCACUUCAGAGCCCUCCUGAGCUCCACUGACAGCGCUGAUGAGGUUGGAGGAGCGAGAGCUGACAGAGGUGAAGCUGGAGGCCCCAGCGUGAUGGAACUAGAUCCAGAGGUGGUGACCCCUGAGGCCUUCUCCACCCUGCUGGACAUGAUUUACACCUCCACCCUCUCCCUGGGGUCCUCCAAUGUCAUGGAUGUGCUGCUGGCGGCCUCGCACCUGCACCUGAAUGCUGUGGUGAAGGCGUGCAAGCUCCACCUGUCCAAGAAAAACUUCCCUGCCUCGCCGCCUAAAGGGUGGAGGUCGGUGCAGCAGCAGCAGCAGUGUCCCACAUUGCAGGCAGAGAGGUCAUCCUCGCAUCAGCAGGUCACAUCUGCAAUGGAGGAGGAUGCAGAUGAAGAGGUAGUGGGAGUUGAGGUAACCCAGUCGGGUGGAGGUGAAGAGCAGGGGGCGAAGAGGAGAGUCAGUGGCGAGGGGAGUGCAGCAUCGCCACCCCUGAGGCUUAAAAGGAAGUCACACGAUGACAGACUUGGCGACAGGAAGAGAAGCAGCAGGUUGGCCGGGGAAAACUACAAGGAGUGCUCCCCUACUGUGACCAGCAGGAGCACCAUCAGCGCAGAAGAGGGCGGAGAAGACCUGCUGUUCCCGGACUGCCUGGGGACGGCCGAUGGACUCUGGGGGAGCCGAGGCGACGAGGAGGUGGAGGAGAAAUACGAAGCAACCAAGGGGGAGUUGGAGGAGAUCCAGCUGCCCAGCCAGUCAGACAGCAGCACGGGAGGAGGUGUGGGCCCGUGGGAGAAGGACGGAGGUACGGAUGGAGGCACAGUGGUGAAAGUAAAGGUGGGGGAGGAAGGGGAGGAGGAGGGAGAGGAGCCAAAGAUGGAGGUGAUUGAGGUGAAAAAGGAAAAUCUAAGCACAUAUUCCCCAGAUUUGGAUACUCCUCCAUCUCCAGUGCAGGACUGCACAGACAGCUUAGUAAAUGAUGAGAAAAUGGCCACAACAUCCACCCUGACAGAGGGCGGUGUCAGCUCCUUACAACCUCAGCUGUGCACAGAGCUUCAGACUGGUGCACACAGUGAGGCUGGAGGUUUGGGUGAGGACUCUGUAGACGGUGAAGGCCUGGACAGCCUGUCGGAGCUGGCCUUCUCCUGCUUCCUCAAUCCCAGUGCUGAGAGUGUAAUGGGAGCUCUGGAGGAAGAAGACAGCCUGGCCAGUCUCACAGCUGCUGCUACUGCAGCCGCCGCUGCCAGUGAUGCUCCUGCAGCAGCUGGAAGUAUAGGUGAAGCAUGCCAAAACUCAGAAGAAGCAAACACUGCUUCUGCUCAGUCCUCUGAUUCUUCCUCCUCCUCCUCCUCCUCUCUUGUGUUUCCAGUAACUUCUGUCCCCUUGCAGCAGCUUCUCCCGACUCAGAGCCCCGGUUUUAGUGACACCCUCAUCCUGCAGCCCACCCAGAACUCUUUAGCGGGGUUCCUGAGCGGCAUCAGGCCAGGCCUCAGUCUGGAAGCCUCCCUCGUCCAACCCCCCAGAGCAGGGAAAAGCUCGACCACCUUCCGUCGCAUCGCCCCCAAAGUGCCGCCCGGAUCAGAAGCCGGCGCGGAUGCUUCCUCCUCCUCCGGAUUGGCGGGGGAUGCUGCCGAUCGUCCGCCUCUGACCAGAGCCUCUGAGGACGUCCUUUCCAAGUGCAAGAAAGCGGCAGCUGAGGACCACGUGCUGUUAGUGGAAGGGGAAAAGAAGUACGCCUGCAAUAUCUGCUGCAAGACCUUCAUGAACCUGACCGACUGCAAGAAGCACAUUCGCGUCCACACGGGAGAAAAGCCCUACCCCUGUCCCAAGUGCGGCAAACGCUUCAGCCAGUCCUCCCACCUUUACAAGCACUCGAAGAACACCUGUCUGAACUGGAGAGACGAUCAGUCUUUCCCAGACGCUCUGCUCUGACCUCUUAGCCAGAGGCUCACACUCGACACAGUCACUCUCUGAACUUGAGUAUUUAUUCAUCCCAAUCAAUUUUUGUUUAAUUUAUUUUAAAUGAAAUCAAAGUCACUUUGCUGAUGUAUCUCUUAAGUUAUUUGAUGGUUUUACGUUUUCAACCAUGCUGUAAUUUCUUUUAAUAAUUGAAACAUAAAAUGUAGCCCACCUGAUGUGAAUGCACUGAAAAUAUUCUCAAAGAUAACAUGGUUUACAUCGCUGCCAAAUGAAGAGUGAUGAGAAAACACAUGAUGCACUUGGUAAUUUUUAUGGCGCUUGAAUCUAUUUCGAGCUUGAGGAUGUUUUUAAAAAAAAUAGUCACACACACAUAGCUUUACGUUUCUACUAAAUGACAGGUUUUUAUUCUUCAGAAAAAUCCCAUUUCACUGGAGUGUUGUACUGUUUAGUAAGUGACGACAUGGAGCAUUAUCAGCAGGAUAAAGUGCAGACCAACAAAUGUAAUGCAAAUCUUUAUGGCAAGUGCUACUUUUAGAAUGAGAGAGAUAAUAAAUCACUGAUUCUGUUUUGAAGGGAACAUUUUAAAUGCAAAUGAGAAAAGGUUUUUACAGUUUAACUGCAGACAGUUCCAGUAAGACCAGACAUGUACGGAGCUAAGGUAAAGGAGUGCUGCUAGUUUGUUGCUAGUUCAUCAUCCUCUUUUUGAAGAACUUGCAAACAUAUCUGAAACGACUAAACCCUGCACUGAGCAUUUCCUUCCUCAAAAAUGUCACACUGUAUAUUAAAAGUGCAAUCCUCUGAAACUGUGACAGGGUCAAAUGAAACUAUCAAGCUGACACUGACACAAUGUCUGAUCUACGUUAGUAUUCUUACUAUUCUUUUCAUUCCUGCACUGUUUUUAUCUCGCAUCAGAGACUGUUAUCAGACAAGCAUGUUGCUGUUCUCUGAUAAUCCACGCAGCACCAGAGGAGGCGGCAGG
This is a messenger RNA of Lates calcarifer (barramundi perch), 4096 nucleotides long. Its product is annotated as zinc finger and BTB domain-containing protein 5-like. Bases 1060 to 3129 code for a protein of 689 amino acids. The record is from RefSeq and is a predicted model, not a curated record. Gene Ontology annotation, biological process: regulation of transcription by RNA polymerase II. NCBI's taxonomy places the organism in Eukaryota, Metazoa, Chordata, Actinopteri, Centropomidae. Gene Ontology annotation, cellular component: nucleus. The transcript has a single exon. Gene Ontology annotation, molecular function: protein binding; DNA-binding transcription factor activity, RNA polymerase II-specific; RNA polymerase II cis-regulatory region sequence-specific DNA binding.